Messenger RNA from Kluyveromyces marxianus DMKU3-1042, 660 nucleotides. It is a transcript of the gene GET1, whose product is annotated as GET complex subunit GET1. The transcript has a single exon. The record is from RefSeq and is a predicted model, not a curated record. Bases 1 to 660 code for a protein of 219 amino acids. Gene Ontology annotation, biological process: tail-anchored membrane protein insertion into ER membrane. NCBI's taxonomy places the organism in Eukaryota, Fungi, Ascomycota, Saccharomycetes, Saccharomycetales, Saccharomycetaceae.
AUGGACUCGUGGUUGUAUGUUAUCCUAGCAUUUUUGGUGCUUGAUAGAGUAUGGCCGUUGGUAGAGACGCUGCUUCAAGGUUUCAUACAAGCCAACUCGUCUCGCUUAAAGGAUUUAAUGCGCCAGCGGGGUGACUUGAUACUUGCACAGAAGGAGAUCAGUGCUCAGGAUGAGUAUGCGAAGUGGACCAAGAACAACAGGGCUUUGGACAAGAUCAAUAAGCAGAUUGAGGAGGAGAAGAAGGCGCUCUUGGCACAAGUAGAUGGGACCAAGGCGACUUUGAAGAAGUUCAAGUUGGCUGCUAUUACAGUUCCGUUCACGUUUUUGAAGUUUUACAAGGGUAAGAUGCCUAUUUACGAACUGCCCAAGGGUAUUUUCCCUAAUUAUUUGCAAGGGUUGAUGCAGCACGGAUGGAUAUACGUGCCAUUGGGGCCCUUAAACUUGAAGAAAGUGAGCGAGGGGGCGACGGUAACCGUUUCUUUGGGCAUAUGGCUGUUUGCGCUGCUCAAGGUUGUCAGCACGCUCAACCAGAUGUGGAACGCCUUCACUUCUCCAGCGGUGCCUGCGCCAGCGGUUUCGACGCCAGCGGUUCCAGCGGUUCCAGCGGAAACUGAGACUGAAACAUCCGUUUCCCACCCUGUUGAUCAACCAGUAGAUUAG